Messenger RNA from Diabrotica balteata, 1555 nucleotides. Lineage: Eukaryota; Metazoa; Arthropoda; Insecta; Coleoptera; Chrysomelidae. The record is from the annotation of a GenBank genome assembly.
UUUACAUUUACUUUAUGACCUGUUAGUUUGAUUUAUAUUAAAACUAGAAUUGCAUUGGAAAAUCCAUUGACUUCAUUGCAUGUUCUUUGCAUUUUGCAUCUGUAAUCUGUAAUAGCAGAACAUGUUAUGGUAUACUAAUUAUUGUUUAUCCAGUGCUGUUUAAAUUCGAAUUUAGAAUAUAUUUAUAAUCAAUGUGAAUGUGAAAAGAAAAUAUUUUUGGAACUUGUAAGAACCUAUAAAAAGCAUUAUGGAAAAUUUCAUUGAAUAUCUUCAGUUUGUGAAAAAAUCUUUGGAGAAUCUAGACAGCUUUGAGGAGGUCCACAUUGUACUUGGAAAUGAAUCCUGUGAUAUAGACUCCAGUGUUUCAGCUACAGCUUUAGCAUAUUUUUUACAUAUAAGUAGACCCAAACAUAUUUCCAAAGAAGCACUGGUAGUUGCUGUACAAAAUGUUUCAGCUGAAAAUUUUUUAUUUAGGACUGAUAACUGUUUUUUGUAUAGACAAAUCCAGCUGCCUUUGGACUAUUUAGUGUAUAGGGACCAGAUAGAUUUUGAUCAUUUAGUGAAAUCAAAAAAAGUGACUACUACUCUUGUAGAUCACCAUGUUGUACCUAAAAGUUAUAAAAUUUUGGAAAAAACAGUGAUUCAAAUUUAUGAUCAUAGACCUAGAGAUGCUGCCUUUGACUUCGAUACAAAAGAAGUUGAAAUAAACAUAGAAGGAGUUGGAUCAUGUGCAACUCUGAUAGCUAAUUCUAUAUUUAGUGGGUUUGAAGAAGUUUUGUUUAAGGAAUUGGGAUAUUUACUAUAUGCUGCUAUACUAUUUGACACACAGGCUUUAAGUGCAGACACUAAAAGAACAAAAGAACUAGAUUUUCAGAUAGUUAAAAAGCUUGAACAGAAGUUCAACUUCACUGAACCUAGAAUAGCAGUUUAUGACAGAAUAUGGAAUGCUCAUAAUGACAUAUCAACUUUAAGCCCCAAACAAAUCCUAGUAAAAGACCUGAAGAUGGUAGAACACAUUCCAGUACCAGGUCUGCCCAUGUUAGUUGAAGAUUUUCUGAAAAUUCAAGGAUCCUAUGAAGCUGUAAGGAAAUUUGCAGAAGAAAGAGAUACUCCACUUCUAAUUUUAGUAGGAAUUGAUUGUUCAAAUGAGAUAAGAAGGGAUGUAGCUCUUUUUACUAGGAAUGAAGAUGACCCAAUUAGAAACAGAGUUUUAAAUUUACUAUGCAACUGCCAACAAUUUAAAGGUUAUGAUUUUGAAUUCAAAGAGGUUGAUGUUAGUUGUGAAAGUGUUAAGUGUUUUAGGCAAGGGAACUUGACUUUAUCGAGGAAGCAGAUCAUUCCAGUUAUUAUAGAUGCCUUAAAGCUGUCCUGAAUAACUAAAAAUAUUGUUAUAAUCUCUGUUGUCUUGUAUCAUGUAUUUAUGAUAACUUUAAGAAAUAUAUUUAAACUGCUGUCUCUUGUGAUUGUGAAUGUUGUGAUUUAAUCCAAAUUAUUAAGGCACUAUUGAUAAAUAUACAGUAAAAAAUAAAAUACUGGAUUAUAUCUCAUGGACGAA